AUUUAUGUAGUUCGUUGUAGUCUAGCUCUAGCUCUACCUCUAGGGACGAAAUUUCGUGUAAUCAGAUUGGUGCGUAUCAUUAAUUUUUCGCUAAUUAGAUUGGUUAAAGUAAAGGAAAAUGGCGACUCCGCCGGAGCAACUUUCCUCGUCACAGGAGGUGGAAACUCUCGUGAAGGAGCUGCAAGCACGAAUUCCGCGUUUGCUUUUCGCUGGAUUGGACAUCUUCCCGCUCGCUGGUGGGGGCGGGAGCUACAAUUCGCAGUGCUUUUUGCCAGCAGGAAGCGCAAGAAAUUCUUCUAACGCCGUUCUUGAGAACACGCACGUCGACGCACGAGGUGAUUGUAGUACAUCGAGCCCUGCACCUGCAGGUAGAGCAGAAAUAUCCACGAGGACGCACCACGUGAUCGCCGUCUGCUCAACCCCAGUUGAAGCGCGUUUGCAGAUUUUCGACAAGCUCCAAGAGAUCGUAAGCGGGAAGCAAGUGGCAACGUUGCAACCGAGACAGGAGGUCUUCGAGAUUUUUUCACCGAAGGCGGACGACGAGGGCCCUUGUUCCUCUAAAACAAGCCCUGAAGUGGUGGUCGGAACAAAGGAUGAAAGUGGACGAAAACUACAGGAAGGCGGUAUCAAAAACGUGGCUUCUCUUGAAAAAGAUUCUACUACUAGGGCUUCUGCGAAGCAGUUGCAGGAGACUCCUUCUCCAACAUCAUCGAGAGGACCACGUCGAGUGCUUGUUUCCGUCUCGUGGCAUGACAUAACCCAGUUUGCGCACUUGCUGGUGAAGGGCAAUCCCGGCGUGCUGGAGGUGCUGUACCGUUGGAGUAUCGAAAGGUUUUUUUUAUUAGGUUCGGAUCGAGAAAAGCAAAUAAAGAGAAGUCGGGCCGGCAGCGAGCGGGGGCAACAAGAAGUCGCGGCUGCAUCUAAGUAUCAAGAAGGAUUUGACCCAGAUCUAUUACAUUACUUUGCCAACAAGAAGUCGCCUGGUGGCACAACCGUUCUUGAACCAGCUGCAAGCCGUCCGCGCGAAACAGAUGUAGUUGCCGGAGAAAUCUUUGGUACGACGACCCUGUUCGUCUCAGACGACUUUCUCCCGAUCAUUCAGACCAUUUGUCCCCCUCCGGUGCUAGAGGCGCUGCUGAAACACAAGUGCUACCGCUAUGGGAUUCUCAAAUGUGAAAUUGCUCUCUGUUACAUUACAAUUUGGUCAUGCAGGAAUAGCAAAAGCGAGAGGGAGGAGGGGGACGAGAGCGUGCGCGUAUUGCAUUACGCGUUUGGCGCGGAUUCCUAUACUAGUUAGGCCCAGUCCCAGCAUCGAGUUCUUCUUGUCAUGCGAAGCAGCUCGAUCGCGUGGACGGUGGUAGUGAUUUGGCGUGACAAUAAACCAAGUAUACCUACAGUGCUGAUGAAUGUGAGAACAUUUGAGCAUCCCAUAACCGCUGCGCGUGCGCCGGGCCGUUGUUGAGUCUGGUGAAGGCGGGAAAAUGGAUGUCGGCGAAGAACUCCAAGGGGAGAGAAAAGGUAAAUGCCAAUUAUAAAAAAAAGCCGAGCACGCAAGGCGGAAAGCCCAACGAGCUGGGAGCAGGGGAUGGAGCCGCGCCUCCUAUACUAGAAGAGGCAGUACUACACCCACGAACAAAAGAACCGCCGUCAACUGCAGCCAAUCUAUUUCUCUCCGCCGAGGAAACUACACUGUGUACCGCUUUGGCGCAGCGUGCGGCUUUUGGGAUCGACAAAAGUGUGCUUCCGGAUUCUUUUUCACGCCUCUGCUGCGGUGAAACCACUGAAGGACCACCCAGUAAUUCGCCCAGUAUAGCUUCUGAUGUCGUGGUGCCAGAGAUUUUUGAAAAGGCGGAGAUGCGUGAGCUUGCUUCCUUCCUGAUGACGGCAGCAACAAAGUCGAAGGAUGGACUGCUGGUUGAUUUUGCGUCGAAGGUGCAAGAGGACCAAAAUGUUGACGUUGACAGAAUGGUGGACAAGCAGAUGAAAACCACGUUGGAAAUCACCUCCCUCGACAGUCUCUCGGUCGCCUUAGACGACUGGGUGGACCGGAUUCGGGCCCGGGAUUUCCAAAACUUUGCCGCCAAGAGUACAACUACACCGAUCAGCCCCGGCGCUUUGAAGAAAUUGAAUCUGACCUCCGCCCCGCAAGAACUACACGACUACCUGCCCUUGACCUACGGCACGCUGCCCGCCUCCUGGGCGUCGCGACUGCGGGCGAAGUGGCCGCGGAACGCGGAAUUGGUGUUUCUGGCGCAAACGGGUUCCUUUUUGUACGACCUGCACACGAAGACUUCCGACGAAGACUACUCGAUCAUCUUUCUCGCCAGCUCCGGCGACCUUUGCUCCCGGGUUCCCGGCCCGACGCAGUUCCAGUUCCACCAGGCUGCCUCCGGUGGGUUUGCCAGCGACAAAUUCGGCACGGUGGAGUACAUAUCCUGUGCAUGAGUAUCGUACUCGUAGUACUCGCAUUGAUGCAUUACAAAUUUCUUUCUCAAGAAGUUAAUCUCGUGCUGAGAAAGUUUGUAUUGCAAUGAAUUCAUACUAGUACGAUACUUUUGCAAUGCAUAGUACACGGGGCGGGAAUUGGGAGCGUUUUUGUGUGAGCUCUGCAAGGGGAACCCACGCAACUUGGAGAUGUUGUUCACGCGGAAGCGCUAUCCUGCGCCAAAGCAUCUGCAUCUGUAAAACUGCACUCGUGAUGAAAUCUAACUUGCUACCUGGUCUAGCAUGACAAGUGAAGUUUUGCAUUGUUGUUUUUGAAAAAUAAAUUUGCCAUGCAAUCAUUCAUACAACAAGUAGAAGUACGAUGCUUAUGCUUUUCGAAUUUUGCAUUGCAUAAGCACUUCGAGGGGAGCUCCGUCUGGGUGGAACUCGUGCAAAAGCGGCGGAUGUUCCUGACGCUACGAAGCGUGGCGCAGUAUCUUGGCUUCAUUGGGGAAAGACUGUAUCGGGCGAAGAAGGAGGUGGCGGAGUGGCCGGAAAUUCUUCUGGCUGAAGAGGAAGAUAAAGACGGAAAGUUUGUGGAGCUGAAUGGGAAUAAAGAGCGUGGCGGUGUGGCGCAAAAGACUACAGGAGGUGGACAAGAGGGCGUCAGCGUUCUCCCCGCGGCGCCCUCGCACCAGAUGACUAUGUCCCCCUUGGACCUGUCCGAGCAAGAGACGCAAGCCGCCAAACGCGUCUCCAAGCUUCUCUACCAUGCGUGGCACAAGAUUUUUGAGUUGCAGCGGAUUCUAAACUUAGAAGAGCCGCUGGUGAAAUUGGAGGGGAAACAACACGAAUUUGUGAUGCAGAGUCGGCUCGGGUGCUUGCCGAGAAGCCGGGAAGAGGCGGAAGGGUUUUUGCGGGAGCCGCUGCAGAAGUACGCAGCAUUGAAAGAAAAAGCGGAAGUAACGAAGAUGAAAAAGCUCCUACCCGCGGAAGUGGACGUGAAAAAGCUCUCGGAUUGGCUUUUCACCGUCCGCCUGCGGGAAACGGCGGACAAGCAUCGGGAUAAUUUGAUGACAGGUAUGUUUGCCGAAACGGCGAACUCUUUCGAAGAAGAUUCUCCACGGUCUAUAAUACGGGAAUUAUCUUCUGGGAGCACGGUCGGAGAGAAGAUGAUAGUGGGUGCUGUUCUGCCUAGUACGAGCGGAACUACUUUCACGCCGCCUGUUCGCGGCGGUAUUAAAAGUGUUGAACAUCUUCAAAGCGGCACGCUUCACUUAACCCCUGCGGAACAAGGGAAACAUCAUCUUCAAACCGUUGGAACUACGUCGAGGUCGCUGGAUCAGGAACCUGGCGUGAUUCCGACGCCAGUAUCAGCCACCACAUUCCCUGUAGAAGGAGUGGAUGCGACGUCCGGGAGGCAGAGCUGCAACAUGGUCCAGUUGUUGCACCCCACCCGAUCCAGUUCCGGCAAAGAAAUAAGCGAGCAAAUUCAGCAGAUCCUUGCGCAAAUCGAAGCAGAGGAGAAGAUAAAAAUUCUCCACGCGGGCUACGCCUGCUGUUCGCAGCUGCUUGGUACGGCAACCGAAACCAGUGACCACGACGUGCAUGUAAUUUUCGCGCAUGACAGUCACCAGGCCUAUUUCUCCUUUCUGGAGCCGGUCCAGAAAUUUCGGAAGGUCUUUCCAUCGUUCACUUGCGGGUCCGCGUGGUCCUCGACGUCCGCUGGAGCUACUGGUAGUAGUUUUCCUGAACAUCAAGAGUCUAGUAGCACGAUUUCAGAUCAUCUAGUUGUACCAGGAGCGACGUCUACCACAACAAAUUCCAGUAGCAGUGCCAUCGACAUCGAGAUUUCUGGUUGGGAGAUCCGGCAUAUGACAGUGCACAACUCCCCCUCCCCCUCAUUUGUAUAGCAUGAACGGCAAUACAAGCAUCAGCAACAAUGCCGGUUUUGCAUGACAGAUUUGCACUAGAGUAUAGUGCUAUUUGGACUACCAGAACUUGUCAUGCACACAGUGCCAAGUGGCAAAGGGUGGAUUGGGUAUUUUGCAUGACGAAUGAGGGGGAGGGGGAGUUGUGCACUGUCAUACGGCACUCGUGCAAGAUGCUGACUACCUCGAACCCGUCCAUGGUGCAUUUGCUGUUUUCUCCGGUGCUGUUUCGCACGACUGAAGCGAUUCAGCGCAUCUUACUCCCGUUCGCGCGCCAGCAGCUCGAUCGACACCAACUGUGCCUGGCGUGGUGGAACCACGGGAAGCAGAAUUACCGGGACUUCGUGAAGUUCGCGGAGAAACCGAAGUGGAAAAAGUUCGUGCACGUACUGCGGCCGCUCUUCUCGGUGCUGUGGACGAUGAUGGGGGUCUACAACAACUCUGAUCUUCAUGGGGGCGCAGAAAUAACCACCGAGACCACUAAGGGGGCACACGACAGCAGCAACAAGGAUCAUGCCCCCGAAGAUGAAAAGGUCUGUCCGCCGGCCCGGUUUUUGGAUCUGGUGGCUGAAGUCGCUGAUCAAAUAGCGAUACCAGACGAGGAGGAAGGUUGUACAACUACUUCCCCGACGGCACUCGCACUACCACCAGUCGAGUUAAUGGAAGCUCUGGUUGCAAAAACCACCGGUGGGCCGACUGCUACUGACGAUAAACAUCAGCACUGGGGCGAUACUAACGACAAACGCGACUACCAAGAACUCAAACAAGAUACAGAAGAACACGAGCUCAAACAGAAACUGCAGGAUUUUAUCGAGGUUAUGAUCAAAAGGACAGAACAAAUUUUGCAACAAAAUGGCAUCCGAACAACCGGCCGCAGUAAGGACCAGAGUUCGAGAGGGAAGCAAGCGCAGGACGACGCAAUCUCCGAAUGGAAUCAAGUGUGCAUUGCUGUUUUGGAGAACUGCCUGAUAAAAAACGAAACUGAAAUGAAAAGUACGUGAAAAAUAAUGAAAAGAGGCGCGUCGUCUACGUUCUUGUACAACCUGUUUCUGUACGUACGUCGACGUACGAUGAAGGUAAAGUGCACCUGUUCUAGCUAUUUAGAAUGUUUGCUUGUUCGUCAGAUCCCGU
Messenger RNA from Amoebophrya sp. A120, 5486 nucleotides. The record is from the annotation of a GenBank genome assembly. Lineage: Eukaryota; Dinophyceae; Syndiniales; Amoebophryaceae.